Messenger RNA from Cinclus cinclus, 4242 nucleotides. RefSeq names its product cordon-bleu WH2 repeat protein (gene COBL). The record is from RefSeq and is a predicted model, not a curated record. Bases 1 to 4242 code for a protein of 1413 amino acids. The transcript has 16 exons. Gene Ontology annotation, biological process: actin filament network formation; actin filament polymerization. Lineage: Eukaryota; Metazoa; Chordata; Aves; Passeriformes; Cinclidae. Gene Ontology annotation, molecular function: actin monomer binding. Gene Ontology annotation, cellular component: dendritic growth cone; neuronal cell body; terminal web.
AUGGUGACCAUCAUUAAAACAGUUAGGGAAGGUGAAAAUGAAAUGGUGUGGUCUGGCCUGAGGAAAAGAAUGAAAGCUCGUGCUCCCCCUCCACCAAAUCAACCUUCUGCAGCAAGUAGAAUUCACAGUGAGCACAAGUCACCUGCAGAGACAGCUGUAAUUUCUGAUCAGAACCUUAUGAGCAUGAAAGAGAACAUGAUAAACAGGCUGGUGGACUUCACAGUUGUUCUACCCAGUGGAGUGGAGCAGAAGUGCACUGUGCAAGGAAGUAAAGCUGUGAUGGAUGUAUUGGUUGAUUUAUGCAGCCAGUAUCACUUAAAUCCAUCCCAACAUAGUCUUGAACUAAAGUCUUCGGGAACUCAACAAGUUCUGAGUUACAAGCCAAACACUUUGAUAGGAGCACUGGAUGUACAGACAGUACUUCUGAAAGAGAAGAUUCCUGAAGAGAAGGCAAAGCGACCUUUGCCAAGGGUCCCUGAGAAAUCUGUGAGGCUGGUAGUGAACUACCUGAAGACACAGAAGGCUGUGGUUCGAGUUAGCCCAGAGGUUCCUCUCCACAGCAUCAUCCCAGCUAUUUGUGAGAAGUGUGAAGUCAGUCAAGAGCACAUUGUUCUUCUGCGGGAUGGCAUAACUGGGGAAGAGCUGGAGCUCACCAAGUCUUUGGAGGAGCUAGGAAUAAAGGAGCUGUAUGCCUGGGACAGAAAAAAAGUUCCUCCAUCAAAAACUCAGUCUGAACCUUCUCUGAACUAUAGAGAACCAAAUCGAAAGGCUUCAGUAAGCAGUGAUGCAAUAGAGAAAGAAAAGACAAGACUUUUGGGAUUGUUUAAUGCUGAUAGAAGAAACAGCAAGACAGAAGAAUACUUGAGGAUGAACAGAGAUUGUGGAGAGGAGGAUGUUUUUAGUUCUGCAUCUACAAGUGAAGGAAGCUUGGAUGGUUUUUCCACAGCACCAAAUUCCCCUUCGGUGAAUUCUCGUUCCAGUAGCCUGGGUUCAUCACUGUCCCUUGGUAACAUCUCUGGAAUGACAGCAAACCCAGAAGGGAAAAAGCGCAGAGCACCUCCUCCACCAGUUUCAACAGCAGUAUUGCCGAACGUGGAGGUGAGGGGACAAGAGAGGACAGCAGCACAGAUAUCACAAGGAGCAUCCCUGAAUGAUUUAAGGAAAAAGAAGAGGCGUGCCCCUCUUCCACCAGCUGCGUCUGCUCCACCCACUCCUGCCAUGCCAAACAGGACAGAAGACAGGGAAGACAAGAGGAAGAGCACAAUGGGUGAUGGACGGCAGGUGCCACAAAAGCCUCCUAGGGGCACCACUCGUGGUCCCCCCCAGUUAGUGAUCCCCCCACCCCCACCUUACCCUCCUCCUGGCAGUGACAUUGUGGAUCCAACAGUGUGUUACAGAGAAGCAGAUGUUACAGCACCAACAGAGCUGGUACCUAAACAGAGCCUGCUGUCUACACAUGAUAAUGUUUAUGCAGUGGAUGACACGGUUCUGGAGCUAUCAGAGGUGGAAGAAACAGCAUCAGAAAGCAGCUGUUUUGCAUCAGAGGACACCACGGAGGACUCGGGUGUUUUGAGCUCCCCAUCUGACAUUGUAUCUCUGGAUUCACAAAAUGACAGCAUGAAGUUGAGAGACAUCAAGCUGGUCAAUGGCUACAUGGACCCAGCUGAGGCAGAUGCAAUGUGUGGCACAGAGACGUGCCCCGUGCAGAACGCUUACUGUGACAGCGUGGGACCUGACAGUGCUGCGCUGAGCAGGCAAGAUGAAGCAAUGGCUUUGGCUAAGCGUGAGAAUGAAGAUACAUUCAUUGCAGCACAGUUCCAGCAGACUUUGGCUAACUUGGAUGAAGAUUUAGAAGCAGUGGAUGGUGUCAGUAACUCUGACUCUGACUACACCAGUGAAGUCUUGAACCCACAUAUAAGAAAAGCUGAGGCUGUCCAAGAUGUUUCCAUUUCUGUUCCAGUAACAAUCAUAGAUGAUGCUCCAGAUGUUAGCACCUCUAAUUCAGAUGAAAAUCAAGAGUUGGAGAUUAGGGUUUCACAGAAUACCUCAUCUGACUCUGUUAAUGCAAGAAACUUCACAAAUAAAAACAACAAUGCAGGUUCCUUUGAUAAGGGACACACAGAUGGCAGAGCUGUAUGCAAGGACCUAACAUAUCAGCAACCAUCUGAAAAUGAAUUCCUUCACUUGCCUGUGGAACAGAGGAGAGAUAUGUUUGAAUCUCUCACAUCCUCCUUUGAAAAAAGAAAUGAAAAGAACUUAAGACUGGAACCCUCUCCUAAACAUGGUGUGAAGUCUGAGGAAUGCAAAUCCAAGCUGAGUCCAUCUCACUCCAAAGCCACAAUUGAAAUCAGUACAGCAAAAGAGAAGCUAAAUCCAGUUAAUGAAUGUAGUAGCAGGGAGAGAUCUUUGAAAAAAAGUAAAUCAGAGUUAGAAAUCAAAUGGCCACCAGCAAAAAAAACGGAAGUAGAAGUCCCAUCGACACCUACAUGGUGUCAUCGUGCCCAGAAUUCAGGAUCAAGCUACGAACCUAAAAUGGGUUUGACAACCUUUAAAGUUGUACCUCCCAAACCCGAAGUAAGACAUUUUGAUAGAGGAGUUUCACUCUCCACUGGUGCCAUUAAGAUAGAUGAACUAGGCAAUCUGAUAGGCCCAAACACCAGUGUUAGUAAGCAGGUACAAGGUUCUGCUUCUGAUGAAAGUGAGGAAAUUCAUAUUGGGAAAGUGAAGGCAUUCUGGAGGUCAAGUUCUAUGGAAAAGCAAAGUGAUGACUCUGCUGAGCAUUUUCCUAAAAAGUCUAAGGACUCUAAGCCCUUCACUAUAAAACACGAACACAAACCUGUCUGUCUUGCAGCUCCAAAAUCUGCAGCACCACAAACUGUUACUACCCAGGCAGCUGAAAGACAGUCUGAGAGUGAAAGGACCAAACCAGCUCCUUCAGUUACACAGUCCCAGGUAACACCUUUAGCAGCCCCAGCCCUUAGUAAGGACAAGCUGGAACUCCCAUUUGUAAAGCCACACAGGAGAACUUCAAGUCAGUAUGUUGCCUCUGCCAUUGCAAGACACAUCAGUGCAACUACCUUUAAAUCUGACAAUAUGGAAUAUAAUGAGAAAGAUGAAAACAAGCAAGGGGUAGGAGAGGUUAAGAAUGAAGCAGAAGUUUCACCAAAAAGAUGUAUUAUUGUCGCCAAAUAUAGCCCUGUGGAAGCAGAAUCAUCAGAAACUAGAGAAACACUUUCAAGUAUUUUUGCUUGUCAGAAAGCAUCCCACAGAUUUACACCUGGUGAUAAUUCUGGUGUGGAAAACAAAGUAGUUAAUAUCAGGGCACCAAAUCAAGCAACUCCUGCGAGUUUCUAUAAAAAGAAUGCCAGUGUCCCACUUACUAAAUCCUCUUCAAAGAAUAACAACAGUGCAGAAGAUGAUCAUGGUUUAAACAGCAAACAGACUGUAGCAGAGAAAAAGAUUGUGUUUGACCAGAAAUGUGAGACUUUGACCCAUACUAACUCAGCGUCAUCCCUCAAGUCUCCUGAUCUCCAAGGAGUCCCAUCCUCUUUCAGCUCAUCUCUUCGAGUCACUAAAUGGCGUCCUGCUAACGGUGCACAAGUUAGCUCACUUAAAGCUUCAGCUGAACUAAAUGGUGUAGCAGCAAAUUUAGAGUCAGAACAGGAGGAGAAACCUGAUGAUUCAGAUGUUAAUACUGUUGGUGAUCUGGAUGUUAAUGUGCAGACCAACAUUUUUGGACCAAAGAAGAAGUUCAAGCCUAUCAUCCAAAAGCCAGUUCCAAAAGACACAUCAUUGCACAGUGCCCUAAUGGAAGCCAUUCAAACAGGAGGGGGAAAGGAGAAACUCAGAAAGGUUUCAAACAGUGCACUAAAUGGCAGUCAUGGGAAACCCUCAUAUGCUGAGCCAGAGAAUGAACGCUCAGCCCUACUAGCGGCAAUUAGAGGCCACAGUGGCACCUCAAAGCUAAAAAAGAUCUCCUCAUUGGCCUCCCAAGAGCUGCAGCGUUUUAGGGACGCAGAACGUUCCUUGCAGAAGGCAGAAGACCUUCAGGAAGAGCACCUAUAUAUCCCACCUGCCCCUGCCCAGCCACCACCACCACCUCCCAUUCAGCUGUCAGCAGCAGCUCCUAAAUCCUCUGCCACAGCUUCAGGUAAUCCAAUGGAGGCAAGGCAAGCCCUCUUGGAGGCCAUUCGCUCUGGUGCUGGAGCAGCAAAGUUAAGAAAGGUCCCUCUGCUCGUUUGA